Messenger RNA from Botrytis fragariae, 1848 nucleotides. Its product is annotated as putative ankyrin repeat domain protein. Gene Ontology annotation, molecular function: protein binding. The record is from RefSeq and is a predicted model, not a curated record. The coding region runs from base 1 to 1848 and encodes 615 amino acids. NCBI's taxonomy places the organism in Eukaryota, Fungi, Ascomycota, Leotiomycetes, Helotiales, Sclerotiniaceae. The transcript has a single exon.
AUGGAUAUCAAUCACCUUCCACCAGAACUAAUUCAAUGUAUUGGCGACCACCUUCGACGAGCUCCACUAAACGCCUUGAUCCAGACCUCCAAACGCCAUGCGAAAAUCCUAACGUUCCUUCUCUAUCAAAAAGCUUUCCGUCGUCACUUUCGUCCAGCUAUAGAUAAUGAACCGGAACCGAGAGCAAGGUCAAUAUGGGUCUACAGUCGAGGUCGCAGUUAUGUUUCUCAACGACGUCUAUGGGCUUGUGCCCCUCACUGGGAAUCCGAAUAUGUGAUGAAAUAUUUCAACAAUCGAUCGCUGGGAUGGGCACAAACUCGUUUUGGAGGAAGAGAAAGAAAUGGUGCUACUUGGUUACAUCUCUUAGCUGCAGCUGGUCAUGAAAGACUUUUGAAGAUGUUCAUUGCCAAAGGUCUUGAUAUCAAUGCACGUGACUGGGCAGGGAAUACAGUUUUACAUUCUGCUGUCGCGGCUGAACAACAUGGAUUGAUUGAUUUUUUACUCCAAAGUGGUGCGGAUGUUUUGGCCAUCAACUCUUUAAAUCAAUCAGUGUUGGUUUAUGCAUUGAUUAGGUAUAAGAUAGGGGCCUUGAUACCGAUCAUUGAUGCUGUAAAAGCACAAGGUGGAGAUCUUAACUACAAUGCCGAUGGAACAGGACACCCGCCAAUAUUUCUAGCUACAAGAAUAAAUGAAGCACUGCCAGUCGUUAAACACUUCUUAGAAAAUGGAGUCAACGUUUUUCAAAUACUAUCAACGGGUACGGGUAAUAAUGAUACUCUCCUUCACUGGGCUUCCCGUUUCGGACAUCAUGAAAUAGGAAACUUCCUCGUGUCUCAAAUGACUAGUCGUCCAGGAUUUAUCUCAUUACUCAACGAUCGACACAUGGCCCCUCUCCAUUUCGCAAUAUGUCAUAAGUCAUUGUCUCUCUCCAAAACUCUAAUAGCAGCCGGAGCAAACCUCGACGACGGAGAUCAAAUCGGUUCCACUCCUCUCGAUCUAGCCAUUGACCAUCGUCGAUCCGGUCUCUUCCAAGAAAUCUAUCUCAAAUGCAAUUACAAAGAUACUGCCUUCCAAAAAUUCAAACAAGUCCUCUCCGAUAGCAUCAAAGACGAGAAUCCCCUCGCAAUCCGACACCUCCUCGACCUCCAAGGCCCCUGCUCCAUCCAAUUCACCCUCCCCACCCUCCACCACCUCAUCGAAAACCACCGCAACACCAUCUCCGGCUGUCAAAUCAUCGAGCUAAUCGGGGACGCCAUGCCCCCCACAAAUUUCCACACACGCUCUCAACCCCUCGGCGAAACUCCCCUGCACCUCGCCCUCCGUAAAUCCCUCCACGACAUCCCCAUCCACAGCGACCGUCUCAUCACCUACCUCCUCCUCAAAACCCGCAACCUCACCCUCCUCACCCGCGAGGGAAACUCCAUCCUCCACCACGCCGCCCUCUUCUCCACCCCCAAAACCAUCUCGCAAAUCCUCGCCCACAAAAACACCUCGCACGAACUCUUCUUCCUCGAAAACAAAGCCGGCAAGACCGCGCUCCAGGAAGCCGCUCGCAGAACAGGCAAUCAUCGAAAAAUCACAGACGCCCUCUUCCACGCCCGCACAAAAUUCGAUCGUCUCCGCAAGCGCGAACGGAACAUCGCGAAUAGUCCGCGCAAGAUCGGGAAACCGGCGGUGCCGGAUCCGCCGGUGAGGAGAGAAGAGAGUCCGCAGAUGUUGAAGAAGAAAGAGAAAGAGGAGAGGGAGAAGGAGAGGAGGGGAAGUAAUGCGGAAAGUGAAAUGGGGAGGAGAGAUUCGGAUAUGGAUAAAGGGGAGAGAAGGAGGACGACGGAAUACUCUGACGAUUGA